GGGAAUUCUCAGACCGGAGCUUAGGCCGUCAGCCAGCAAGAGGGGAGAGACUGUGUUUAAGAGGUGACAGCAUCUGACAAUCCUUUUCCUUUCUGCCAGAGUUCCAGAAGAAGGAGGUGCCCCAGUGCACUACAGGUGAGGACAGGAGACAGUCCAAAGAGACAUACAAUCAGGUUGGAAACUUCAUUAAGUAUUUACAUGAGAAUUCAGGUGCCCAUUUGCUCAGGGUAUGAUCACAUAGCUCGGAAAGCUCGAGAAGUAGAGCUGGGAGGUUGGACCUGAGAAGCUUCCGAGGGGCUGAUGUGGUGACUUCUCUGCCACAGUCCGCCAUCUUCAGGAAUCAGGAAUGGGUGAGCGAAGCCGCAAUGCCUCCCAGGACUCAGGCGGCAGCACUGGCCACCUUCUCUGCCUCCUCCCCCACCCUACGCCAGGGCACCUGCACCGUUCUGCAGGCAGGUCCUUCAUGUGGUCUCUGACGGCCCUACUGCUCCUGGUUCCAAGCGGCGGGCAAGCUGCUACUCUGGAGAAGCCCGUAUUGUCUCUACACCCGCCCUGGACCACAAUCUUCAAGGGGGAGCGGGUGACCCUGCGAUGUGAUGGGUACCACCCUCCACUCCUGGAGCUUCGGCCCAUCAGCACUCUCUGGUAUUUGGGCCACCUGCUUCUGCCCUCUCACAAGAAGAGCAUCGAGGUGCAGACGCCAGGGGUGUAUCGAUGCCAGACCCGGGGGGCGCCCGUCAGUGACCCCAUCCACCUGUCUGUUUCCAAUGACUGGCUGAUCCUGCAAGUGCCCUACGCCGCGGUGUUCGAGGGCGAGCCGCUGGUCAUGCGCUGCCGCGGCUGGUACGACAAGGUGGUGUAUAAGCUUCACUACUACCACGACGGCGAGGCGGUGCGCUACUUCCACUCCAGCGCCAACUACACGGUGCCACAGGCGCGCGCCGGCGACAGCGGCCGCUACCAGUGCUCGGGCAUCAUGCGCAUCCCGGUGGAGAGCGCGCCCAUGUUCUCCGCCAAGGUGGCCGUGACCGUGCAAGAGCUGUUCCCGGCGCCGGUGCUCAGGGUGACCGGCCGGGCGGAGGCCCGCGGCGGGGUGGCGGUGCGCUGCGACACCCGCCUGCACCCGCAGAAGCGCGACACGCCGCUGCAGUUCGCCUUCUACAAGUACAGCCGCCCCGUGCGCCGCUUCGACUGGGGCGCCGAGUACACGGUCCCCGAGCCCGAGGUCGAGGAGCUCGAAUCGUACUGGUGCGAGGCCGCCACCGCCACGCGGAGCGUCCGGAAACGCAGCCCUUGGCUGCAGCUCCCGGGGCGCGGUGCCGCCCCGGACUCGGCGUCCACCACCGCCCCAGUCCCACAGGCCGCAGCCUUGGCGCCCGGCAACCAGCCGCUUUCCUUCAGAAAGCCCCCUGUGUCCCGAUCGGCCGCUCCGGUCACCUCCGUCCCGAACAUCACCUCUCCGGGGCUGCGGUUCCCCGCGGGCAGAGCCCCCACUGCUGGGCCCCCAGCCUGCACCCCGCCGACGCCCUGGGAGCCAUCGGCCUCCGGAGCCCUGAAGCCCGACGUGGACCUUCUGCUCCGGGAAAUGCAGCUGCUCAAAGGCCUCCUGAGCCGGGUGGUGCUGGAACUGAAGGAGCCACAGGCCUUCCCAGAGCACGGGGACACCCCCGGGCCCCCCACUUCCCACUUGGCUGUGAGCCCGGCAACGCAGGCGACCGUCGUGGAGAGCUGAGGGGGCCUGGGCGCCACUGUCCCCUCCCCGGGCUCCUUCACCUGCAGCCUCUCCCGCUUGUCACCCGCAGAGACCUCGCGAAGCCACCUCUGCUGGCCUGCGGUCCUUUGGCGGUAGUUCC
This is a messenger RNA of Neofelis nebulosa (Clouded leopard), 1853 nucleotides long. It is a transcript of the gene FCRLB, whose product is annotated as Fc receptor like B. Gene Ontology annotation, biological process: negative regulation of immune response; cell surface receptor signaling pathway. Gene Ontology annotation, molecular function: transmembrane signaling receptor activity. The record is from RefSeq and is a predicted model, not a curated record. The transcript is spliced from 7 exons. Lineage: Eukaryota; Metazoa; Chordata; Mammalia; Carnivora; Felidae. The coding region runs from base 347 to 1732 and encodes 461 amino acids.